CAUUCAUCCUGUGACAGAGGUGAGAGAAAACCAGAGACUGUAUAAAGGAGGACACCAAAGAAGAUUUAGAGAUUGUUGAAGACGCCAUCAGAGGAGGUGAGAUCUCUGCUGGGAAACACACACUUGGAGAGAAUAAAGAAGAGAAGUGGAGAGACUAUACCUGGACAAAGUCAUCGUCCUGAACUGAAACCAAAGAGCAUUUCCCUCUGAAAGACAUCCUGACUCCAUCUGCUGGUGAAUACAUGACAUUACUGCAUUCCUGCUGUUGAUCAUUCAUCCUGUGACGGAGGUGAGAGAAAACCAGAGACUGUGUAAAGGAGGACACCAAAGAAGAUUUAGAGAUUGUUGAAGACGCCAUCAGAGGAGGUGAGAUCUCUGCUGGGAAACACACACUUGGAGAGAAUAAAGAAAAUAAGUUGGUGAGUCCUGCUCUAGAAAUAACUUUAAUACCAAAUGGCUGAGAAAACCGCUCUUGUUGAAAGUUUCCUGAGCUGCCAUGUGUGUUCAGAGACUUUCAGAGAUCCUGUGUCUCUGGGCUGUAACCACAGCUUCUGUUCGAGCUGCCUGCAGACAUUCUGGGAACAAAGUAAGAACAACAACUGUCCCAUUUGUAAAAGAAAGUCCUACAAAGAUCCUGUGGUGAACUUUGCACUGAAGGAACUGUCUGACUCCUUUGCUGAGAGACAGAAAGCUGGAUCAUCUGAGACAGAGAAAGGAGAGAAGAAGGUGGAGGUGGUGUGUAGUAAACAUCCAGAAGAGCCUAGAUUGUUCUGUAUGGAUGAAGAGAGAGCUGUGUGUCCUGUCUGUGACUUUUCUCUCCACCAGGGUCACAAGGUGGUUCCUGUAGAACAAGCAGUCAGUGAGCUGAAGGACCUGCUGACAUCUGACUUAGAGUCUCUGCAGGACAAGAGGGACAAAUACAAAGGAGUGGAGACAACAUACAAGGAAGUGAUUCAAGUGUCCGAGAAGCAGCUGCUGUCCACAGAGAGGCAGAUCAGAGCAGAGUUCAUCAAGCUCCAUCAGUUCCUGAAAGAGGAAGAGGAGUCCAGACUGGCAGCUCUGAGGGAGGAAGAGGAGCAGAAAGGGAAGACUAUCAGCAGAGAGAUGAAGAGCAUUCAGGAGCACAUCUCCUCUCUGUCACACAGUAUCUCUGCUGUUGAAGAAGAGCUGCAGAAACUCAACGUGCCCUUCCUCAGCAGUUAUAAAGCCACUCAGAGCAGAGCCAGAGUCCAGAGCUCACUGUCAGACCCACAGCUGCUCUCAGGAGCGCUGACAGAUGUGGCCAAACACCUGGGCAACCUGUCCUUCAGAGUCUGGGAGAAGAUGAAGGACCAGGUCCACUUCAGUCCUGUCCUUCUGGACCCAAACACUGCACACAACCGGCUCUCUCUGUCUGAUGAUCUGACCAGUGUGAGAUGUGGAGACACAUAUCAGCAGCUUCCUGAUAAUCCAGAGAGAUGCACUCACUAUGCUAGUGUUCUGGGCUUUGAGGGCUUCAGCUCAGGGAAACACAGCUGGGAGGUGGAGGUGGGAGAUCAUCCUGCCUGGAAUAUAGGUUUGACUAAAGAGUCAGCUGACAGGAAGGGAGAGAUACCAGGUGUCUCACCAGAAGAUGGAAUCUGGUGUUUAUGGCAUGGCGAUGGAGGAUACUCUAAUGGUGCUGGUGAGACUGUCAGAGUGGAGAAGAAUCCCCAGAGGAUCAGAGUCCAGCUGGACUAUGACAGGGGGGAGGUGUGCUUCUACGACCCUGAACACAUGACUCCCAUCUGCACUCUCAGAGACACUUUCACUGAGAAACUCUUCCCAUAUUUCAGUAUUGGAGAAGCUGGUGAUGCUAAAACUGCUGAUAUCAAAAUCUGUGAGUGAGAUUCCUCUGUGAUGCUCAGGAGUGUUGGUUCAGACUUUAUUCUGACUUCACUCUCCGUCUACAUCUCUUUGGAACAUUCAAGAACAUAAUCAACAGAUGAUGAGAAUUUAAUCUUUGCAUGACAUUUUUACGCAUUAUAAUCAAAGAGUCAGUCAAAGACAAACAAACAACUUGAUUGUUUAUUGAGUUUAUUUUGCAUCAAACUUUAUUACAGUGUGUUUAUAGUUUUCAUUUGACUCAUUUAAUGAUCGAUGAAUGUUCACAUUUUUAAUCCAAGAAUCUUUAAAUGGAUGAAUUUAUUUUCUGUUUUUCUUUGUAAUGGAUGAAAUGAGAAUGUUUGAUUAAGUUUUGUGUGAAUUCUUGAAGAAAUGUAAGAAGUCUGUAUAUCGUGCUGAAACUUCAUGACAUCAACCAAACUAAGAAUCAAAGCUGUCAGUUCUCCUUUGAUCUAGUUUCUAGUCAAACAUCACGUUAUAGCAGUAUACGUUAUCAGUUUAACUUUUUUAUAUCUUUGGGUCUUUUGAUGAAUUAUUUUGAGAUAUGUUGUUUUACUGCAGGGAGCAAGUCAUUUAAUACAUUUAUUUGAAUUCAUUAUUUCAUUCUUACAAUGUUCUUUCGUGACAUUUUCAGUCCUCUAUAGAUGGACAAUAACAUUCAUGGUAAUUGAAAAUAUCAAUUUCUAAUCAACCUAGAGGGAAUAACAGCUGUGUAUAAUUAAGUGUAGUAUUUGUAAAGCUGCUUCAGAUAUCUUGUGAUUAAAUAACCAGCUGUUUAAUUCAGAAAUGUCUCUGAGGUUGAUUUCUGUUUCUUUGGUACAUCUGUCAAAAAGCCAUGUGACAAAUUACAGAGACUAUAAAUGAUGAAAGACAAUUGUUCAACAAACCUUUACAAUAAAAAAUAAAUAAUCUGAAUAUCUUAA
This is a messenger RNA of Gymnodraco acuticeps, 2786 nucleotides long. RefSeq names its product zinc-binding protein A33-like. The transcript has 2 exons. The record is from RefSeq and is a predicted model, not a curated record. Lineage: Eukaryota; Metazoa; Chordata; Actinopteri; Perciformes; Bathydraconidae. Gene Ontology annotation, molecular function: zinc ion binding; protein binding. Bases 454 to 1866 code for a protein of 470 amino acids.